GAAAGCAGUCUGCAUCUGUCUGUGAGCUGGUUUAUGCUCGACUUUGCAUUCAUUCAUGCCUGUGCAUGUGAGAGGUUUAUGACUGGAAAUUAGCUUGUGUUGUGCCUAGAUUGCUGCGCUUGAAGGUUAUGAAAUACUGUAUUACCGCCCGGAUACGACUUCCCGUCUAAGUUCAAAGGUUGCUGAAGUUCAGUGUUUGCAGAACAGGGCCGAGUUUGGACAGAAAGUUUCUGACCAGAACCUGAUCUCAAUGAGUCACAGGUUACUCUCAACUGUCUGGUUUAUGUAUAACAGAUGGAGUGUGUCUCUUUCCCGCCACUGUCCCGUGUAGCCAUUUGUGGUGGCACCCAUGGAAAUGAGAUGUCAGGCGUGUAUAUGGUGAGAGAAAUGCAGAAGCAGAAGGUGGAAAAGGCCGGAUCUGUCUUUAUUACCACUGUCCUAGCAAACCCACGUGCUGUGGAUGCUUGCAAAAGAUACACAGAUACAGACCUCAACCGCUCUUUCACAGACGCCUUGCUGAGUGCCCCCAUAACAGAUUCAACAUCGUAUGAGUUGAGGCGAGCCCAGGAGCUGAAUGCUCAGCUUGGGCCCAAAGGAAGUGAAGAGGCUGUGGAUCUGCUCUGUGAUCUCCACAACACCACUGCCAACAUGGGCCUGUGCCUCAUCUUUUACUCCUUAGACUGGAUCACCAUGCACAUUUACAAAUACAUACAGAGCAAGAUAACCUCUGCGCCUGUGAGAGCAAUCCAGCUGGAUAUACCCAUCUCUGAGGCUUACUCCUUAGAGUCAGUGGGCAAACAUGGCUUUGCAAUUGAGGUCGGUCCUCAACCCAACGGUGUGCUCAGAUCUGAUAUCUUUAACAUGGUGAAAGAGGCAGUGGACCUCACAAUAGAAUGGCUUCAGCUAUUCAACUCUGGAAGUACUUUUGAAGGAGGUGAAGUUGAAGCAUACACUCUGACGAAGAGCGUUGACUACCCAAGGGAUCCGACGACCAAUGAGAUCACUGCUGCCAUUCACCCCAAGCUACAGGAUAAUGACUUCAAGCUCCUCCAACCAGGUGACCCCAUAUUCCUGUCAUUUUCUGGCGAGACUGUGAAGCACGAGGGAGAGGAACUCUACCCUUUCUUUGUCAAUGAAUGUGCCUACUACGAGAAGAAGAUUGCUUUCCAUUUAGCUCGAAAGAUCACUCUGACCUUCCCGUCUGUUAGUGUGAAGAAGGACUGAAAGAGGAGAGAUGCAACGAGAUCAACAUAUACUGUAGUGAUUUUAAAUCACAAUCUAAUAUAGAAUAUGCACAGUACUUGUUUUUAAUCAUCUCAAAUGAUUCAUUAAGUAAUACACAAACGUAUGCAAUGAAGUUUAAAUAUUCUGCAGGUGCUGGACAUAAUAACGUGAUUACCUCCUUAUAAUUCAAUGCAAUAAAGCUGCCCUGCAACAGUACUACCUCUGUGAGGCUAAAAAGGAAGCUCAUGUGUAACACCAGAGUUGUUGUUGAGGUACUUGAGUGAAUGAUAUUGCACAGUUACAAUCCUCCACCUUCUUUGUAUUGACUAGUAUUAAUUGUUAAUGACAUUGAUCUUUCUUUUGCAUCGUGCCAAUAAUGCAAAACACCAUGUUUGAAUGGAAAUGUGCAUCACUUUAAACAAAUUGCUGUGUUUUGACUCUUUAAACAUCUCUAACUUUUAUACAACUGCACUGUGAAGACUUCUUUUAAAUUCUUCUUUUAUAAAAGGAUAGUAAAUGAUAAUAA
Messenger RNA from Seriola dumerili (greater amberjack), 1750 nucleotides. Its product is annotated as N-acyl-aromatic-L-amino acid amidohydrolase (carboxylate-forming) B-like. The coding region runs from base 295 to 1224 and encodes 309 amino acids. Gene Ontology annotation, molecular function: aminoacylase activity; hydrolase activity, acting on ester bonds. NCBI's taxonomy places the organism in Eukaryota, Metazoa, Chordata, Actinopteri, Carangiformes, Carangidae. The transcript is spliced from 8 exons. The record is from RefSeq and is a predicted model, not a curated record.